Populus euphratica (Euphrates poplar) is the source of this 1120-nucleotide messenger RNA. RefSeq lists its product as uncharacterized. The record is from RefSeq and is a predicted model, not a curated record. NCBI's taxonomy places the organism in Eukaryota, Viridiplantae, Streptophyta, Magnoliopsida, Malpighiales, Salicaceae.
ACACGGGUAAAAAGAUGAAGUUGCCAUAAAUUAAUUAGCUAAAUCAUAAAAUUAAAUCCACGAUUUCAACACUGAAUUUGAAAGGCAUGGAAGAUGUUUAGGUACUCUACUUCCCAAGUUCAUAUCCGAAUUUGGGUUAUGGGAGUUUAGGUCAGUAGCCCUUUAACAUUUCAAUGUGUUUUUCAAUGAGCUCGUGGGCUUGCACCGGAGCUUCUGUUUGAUCAAGCAGAAGUCACAGGGGACCAUAUUUUGGGCUUUCCGUUUUUUCCUUUUCUCCUCAACCAAUCCUCUUCAGCAUUGAAAUGGUUCAGACCCAGCUCAUGUGAUCAUCUAGCUCUAUGCUAACAACAGCAGAAUCUGCUCUCAGGCAUUCGUCGCUGGAAAAAUGGUCCGCAAACGUCUGCAAGAAGCCAAAACAGGCAUUGAGUAUCUGAAAUCAGUGGAUUUCGACAUGUACCUGAGGAAAGUAGGAUUAGGAAAAGAAGAUCGCUACUUCUGGAAGCAAGUAGGCAAGUCGCUCCUCUGCACGUACGCUAUCAUCGGCGUUGUGUGGGUUUACAACGAAACAUCACCACUCGGUUGGUGGACACUAAAACCGAGACCAAAGGAGGAGAGAGACCUUGCCCAUUUGUAUGAGAGGCGAGUUCCCUAUCCAGGCGAUGCAGUAGCAAUGGAAGAGUUUGUUGCAAGGGGAGGAAUGAUUGGCACGCCAAUUGGGCCGAAAGGGACUGUGGAGAAUGAUAAAGAUUCUUAUAAUUAUCAGAAACAGUUGCAGCAUAAGAAGUUUGAUCAAGAAGCACAGAAACUGUGGUUUAGGAUGAGGAAUGAGGUUGUUCAGGAGGAGCUUCAAGAGAAUGGGUAUGGUGUUGAGUGAAUGAGGCGUUUGAUUUUUAUGUCAUUUCAAUGCUUUAACGUGUUUGAUGAUUGUGAAUGGAGAACAUGACAAUCUGUGUUAUAGCAUGCUUGUUGCUAUGAUGAUUAAGGUUUGAAAGGUAGCUGCAUGCUGGUAUGUGUAAUGCAAUUCAUUAUACAACAUGCAUUGAAAAUGGAUGAUGAUUAAAGGUGGUGUUUAUUUCUGCUAGUCUGUCAAAUUAUAAAUUUACCUCUUACUUAUUCUUAA